Messenger RNA from Anthonomus grandis grandis, 4564 nucleotides. RefSeq names its product probable 3',5'-cyclic phosphodiesterase pde-5. The record is from RefSeq and is a predicted model, not a curated record. Bases 107 to 2584 code for a protein of 825 amino acids. Lineage: Eukaryota; Metazoa; Arthropoda; Insecta; Coleoptera; Curculionidae. Gene Ontology annotation, molecular function: protein binding; 3',5'-cGMP-stimulated cyclic-nucleotide phosphodiesterase activity. Gene Ontology annotation, biological process: signal transduction; negative regulation of receptor guanylyl cyclase signaling pathway. The transcript is spliced from 14 exons.
UAUUCCAAAUUCCAACCUGUGGCUUUUGCGUAGCCGCGCGGUUGUUGCACGACGUCAGUUUCCGCGUGAUGGUCAUGGAGCGUCCCGACGCCGCGGCAGACGCUCGAUGACGACAAACAUGUGGGGCUGUUUUACGCGUACGGUUCACGUGAUCUGUCGGACCAAUCGCAAUGAGCGCAGAAGACAUAGAAAAAGCUCGAGCCAGCCAGAGAGCCUACAUCCAAAGACCAGUUUUACACCCUUAAAAUCCAAUAAAAUGGUCACAGAGGACCAAGUAAGUGAAUAUCUCAGCACACAUCCAGACUACCUGGAAAAAUUUGUCCUUGAAGAAGUGGAUUUGGAACAACUGGAAAGAUGGAUAAUCCGAAAAUCUCAGAGGCUCAAAAAACGUCCCGAUGUACCUACAAAGAACGGUCGAAAAACAAGUUUGUCUAGAUGGAAAUUCUGCGUGCACGCAGACAAACGUCAAAUGCUACAAGACCUAACUCACAGCUUACAAAAUAAACCAACCAAGGACCACGUAUUAUGGGAAUUAUCUAAUUGUAUCUCAUCUGCGGUUGGCGCUGAUGGCUUCAGGCUAUAUACAGUAGAAAAGUCCAAAUCCCCAUCAGAAGACAUACAGCUUUAUAUAGUCCUAGACUCCCGGUCGGAAAACGGAGAGAUUAAAGUGCAAAAAAUUAAAAAUGGAGUUGAGGUGCCAAAGUACGUUGCUAACUCCUUGGAACCCGUUAGACUAUCCAGUAAUCAAGACGAUCCGAGAUUCCCAAAGAAGAUAUUCCAAGAUGCUGGCGAAAUAGCUCACAUUCAGUGCCAACCGAUUAUCCAACCCAAUGGAGAGCUGGUAGCUGUGCUGGAGUUAUGGCGGAAGGAAGCUGGAUGCCCGUUUCAUGAAGAAGAUGAAGAAAUAGCCGCCAGCUAUCUGGUGUGGGGAGGCAUCGCUUUGCAUUAUGCACACUUGUACCUGAACAUGAACCAACAGAAGCAACUUAACGAUUUUCUUUUGGCUGUUGUUAAAUCAAUAUUUCAAGAUAUGGUAAGCAUGGAUAUGCUUGUGAUGAAAAUAAUGAAUUUUGCGCAACGUUUGGUAAACGCUGAUAGGGCCUCUCUGUUCUUGGUUGACAAUAAGAAUCAAGAGCUGUACGCGACGAUAUUCGAUAUAGGAAUCGACGAAUCUACCGACAAAUUAAACGGGGACGAGGGGGCGAUGGAGGAUCUUAUAAAGGUGCACACCUCAAAGGAAAUCAGGUUUCCUUUGGGAACGGGAAUAGCGGGCCAGGUGGCCAUGACCGGGGAAGUACUUAAUAUUCGAGAUGCUUACGCUGAUAAGAGAUUUAAUAGGACUGUCGAUCAACUUACCGGUUACACUACACAUACAAUCCUCUGCAUGCCAAUUUACAUUAGAGGAUCUAUAAUUGGGGUGGUCCAAAUGGUGAACAAACAGUCAGGAUUCUUUACCAAAGAAGACGAAGCAGGUUUUGAAACUUUCGCGGUUUACUGCGGUCUCGCUUUGCACCACGCAAAACUCUAUGAUAAAAUAAAGAAAAGCGAACAAAAGUACAAAGUUGCUUUGGAGGUUUUAAGCUACCAUAACACGUGCACGGAAGAAGAGUUCCAGAAUGCCCUGGUAGAAGGUAUACCAGAGCAUAUUCCUUUUGUAGAUGACUAUUAUUUUAACCCUUUUGAUAUAAGAGACUAUGAUAAAGCGAAGUAUUCAAUUUAUAUGUUUAUUGACCUUUUUGGGCACACCAGGUUUGAUACGAACAGUUUGAUCAAGUUUGUUUUGACUGUAAAGAAGAACUAUAGGAGAGUUCCUUACCAUAACUGGACCCAUGGCUUUUCAGUUGCUAAUAGCAUGUACUGCAUAUUAAAGAGAUCUGAGGGAUGUUUUAAGACCAACGAGAGAUUAGCUCUAUUUACUGGUGCCCUAUGCCACGACUUAGACCACAGAGGGAAAAACAACAAGUUCAUGUCUGAUACAGAAUCUCCUCUAGCAGCCAUUUAUUCUACUUCAACCAUGGAACACCAUCAUUUCAAUCAAACCAUUACAAUUCUCCAACAAGAAGGGCAUAACAUAUUUUCCAAACUCUCAAGCACCGACUACAAGCAAGUGCUCGGAUUAUUAAAACACUGCAUAUUAGCUACAGACCUGGCAGUAUUUUUCCCCAAUAAAGCCAAACUCGCCAAGAUAGUUGAGCAAAGGGCAUUUUCAUGGAGUAAUACUGAACAUAGACUGUUGCUACAAGCCAUAUCUAUGACCGGAAGUGACUUAAGUGCUAGUGCUAAGCCAUGGAAUAUUCAGGUGAAGACUGUCGAGGUGAUUUUUGAGGAGUUUUAUCAACAAGGAGAUGCUGAAAGACAAGCAGGGAGAAAACCAAUAGCAAUGAUGGAUAGAGAGCAACCCGACCAACAACCAUCUAGCCAAGUAGGGUUUUUAACGGGAAUUUGCUUACCUUGUUACAAUUUAUUGAACGAGUUGAUUCCUGAAUGUAAACCACUUUUGGAUAUGUGUCAGAACAAUUUGGAACACUGGCAAAAAAUUGACAAAGCAAUUAAGGAAGAUAAGAAUAAAACUGUAUCAGAUUAGCUUGAUGUAUUGAUUUUUUUAUUUUUUGAGUCAAUUUUUUAGGUAACAUAGAAUUUCAAAGCAUGGUUUAUCUUAAAAUAUAUUUUUAGUUAUAUAAAAGUGAAUCUGCAGGUGGAAGGAUAUGCAUAUCAUCGUUGAUUAUUAAAAAAUUCCAGAAAUUUUGAUCACUUUUUUAGUUUUGACUGUCUUAUAACAACAAGAAAUCCACCAUUUGACAUAAAAAUUACAGUUCUAAUGCUCAAAAUUCUAGAUGAUGCAUCACAUCCUAAACAAAUUAAGACGUCUUAAAAAUUAAAUUGUCUUGAUCUCAAAUAUAAUUAGACAAUAUGCUGGAGUUAAAAUUUUUUCGCCUUUUCAUUUAUUGAACUAUUGCAAAUUCGUUCAGCAAUUUUGAAAGUUCGGGCUGUCAUUAAUAUGCCUAAAAUUAGUUUACCUGUUGCUAUAAACCACGUUCAAUUGUUGCGUGUAAAAUGAGCACAUAUUACUAUGAGCGAGCUGAUUUCUGAUUGAUGAUGAACGUAAGAUUUUUAAAUAUGAUUUAUCCUCAGGUAUAGUUUCUAAUUAUACCUAUAUUCCAAUAUUUUCAAAGUCUCAUUAUUAGAAAGAAAAGAUCAUUAUUAUAUAAAAAAAUAGUUUACCAGUAGCUCUAAGUCAAGCCUAAGUUGUGUAGUAUAACGAUCAAGCAGCUUUUAAGGAAUAUUAAAAAAACUAACCUUUAAAUACCCUAUUUUAGGCAAAAUGGAGCUGUCGUUAUUAUAUCAAAAGUGCAUCUGUGGCCAUAAGCCACACCUAACGUUUGUAACAGCGCGUAAAAUCAAUAUAACUUUCACAACACGUUAAUUUCUUCUAAUCGUAAAUCACUUCUGAAUAUGUACCUCAUCAAUUUGGAUUAAUGAAAAUGUUUAUCCUUAGGUAAGCAGUUAAUUAUUAUUGGAUGUGUUCAUAAAAAAGAUUAACCGCUGCAUGCUUAUAAAUCUGCCCUUCUAACUUUAGUUUGACUUUUAAAUUUGGGCAGGGCUUAUUGCUACAAGGAACCCAUUACAUGCAACUAUAAUGAUCAAAAUGCAAAAUUCUUCCAAAAUAUUCAUUUUGUUUUAUUUCGAGAUUUCCAAUAAAAUAUGACCGAUUUAAUUCAUAAAAUGCUUAGCAGCUUGUGCAAUUUUAUAUAAUCAAGAUCAUGAAAUACUAAAUAUACAAACAUAACAGAAAACUAAAUGAAACAAAAACGCAGAAUACUAUAAUAUUAGUCUAGUAUUCAGUUGUAUCUAUAAAUAAUAGAUGUAAUCAAAUACUAUAUAAAAUCUAGUCGCAAGCCGGAUUUUUUCAAUCGAGCAUAGCAACCAUUUGAACCAAUAACCCUUUAGCGUAGCUAUAUCUUCCAAAUGUCUUUUUUAUAAAAUAAUAUAGUUUUAGUAAUAAAGUAUAGUUAUUAAUUAAAAUAUUAAAAAUCAUGUUAGAAUCCUUAUAUAUAAUAUUUAUUAUUUUUUAUGAUUCUACAACAUUGAAUUUUAAAUUAAAAUUAAUUUCCGACAAGCGUCGAAGAUGUUCGUGUGAAUUAGUCUCGUAACCACACACAAAUUGUUUCUCUUUUUCCAUCUCAAAUUUUCUUUUCUCCUUUCUUUUUCUUUCAAGAUGGCAUCUAUCCGCCAUUUUAAAAGUUGCCACCGUCUGAAUGAUAACUUACAUUAAGCUAAGCUAAUUUUUAUAACAGCGUGUAAGAUGUAGAUGGGUAUAAGAUGUAUGGAAGAGGUGGAAGGUGUGUGCGCGCUGUCCUAUAUAUUAGAUUAGAAUUAUUUAUGUCUAUAGCCUAUGUCGUAUUUAUGUUUUAAUAAUUUCCAUUAUAUGAAGCAAUAUUUUUCUUAAUUAUUAUAGAUCGAAGAAAGUGUGGCACAAUUCUUAAGAUACUUUGAUCUCUGCCUUAUUAGUGUUAGAAAAUGUGUGUAGAAGUUUAAAAUUAAAGUAUUAUUGGCAAAAAAUGAA